UCGAACACGAAAAUGAAGUAUUUAAGGUGCAAGCAAAAGAAAUACGAGGUCGCAAUUUACCUAUGCCGAUCGAUUCAUACCGAAACGUUUCAAGCCUGAGAAUAUUGACUAUAAUCUUAAGUUUGUGGGCAGGCGUAAGGAAAUGGAUAUUCUCAAAAUGAAUCUAACCCAAUCAUGCAGCUAUUGGAGUCACAGCAGCUUUGCUUUCGCCUUGAACAACGCCUUCAAUAUGCAAGAAUUUCGCUUGCUGCAAUUUAACGAUAUGCAAGGCCAGCAGUGCUUCGGUCAGCGUCCACAUGGACAAAACACACCCGAUGAUGGAGAUUGGCCAUGCCAUCCACGCACCCGGCCAAUUGCUUAUCCCACUGCCACCAAUGAGAUGCCCGGUCUCUGGAGUUCAUUUGAUCUCAAUAUGAUGGACUGGUCGAAAAAUGGCCAGAUGGCCAUUUCGUUUGGGGAAAACUUAAUUAUAUCGCGCAAUGAGGAUAAUAUCAGCAUGGUCUUCAGUGUCGAAAAUACAAAUUCACUCAAAUAUUCGCCAUCGGGGCGAUAUCUUGCCAUCGGCUGCAUGGUCUCCCAAUUUCCUGUGCUGGAGCUUUGGAAAUUACUGCCACCAAAUGAAUUUUUGGUAGCCGAUGGUAAAUACUUGCCGAGAUCAUUCGGAUCGAUAUGUUGCAUUGAAUGGAGCAAGUCUAAUGAAGACAUUCUCUGUGGCACAAAAUGUGGCAUAAUUGUGGUAGUCGAAUUAUCCUGGAUGACCACAGAGCAUGUUUUGCGUAAACAUAAAUAUCAAAUAAAUUGUAUGCGUUUCUCGCCCACGGGACGCUAUUUGGCCACAUCCGAUGUGCAAGGACAUAUCUUUAUAUACGAUGGCAGGAAUUAUAAGGUCAUAUUGAGAUUGGGCGCCAAGGCAGGUGGCAGUGUCUUUGACUGGCAUCCUUGGUCCGAUAAUGAAUUGGCUAUUUCGGAAAAGCUACCCUCAUCCAUUUAUAUAUUUCAUGUGCAACGCCGUGAAAUUGUUGCCUUCUAUCAGCGCGGCGAUGAGAAGAUCUUAAUAAAGUCACUUAAUUUUAGCAAGAUCACAGGCGAGUUGCUGGUCAACACUUACAGACAGGACGAAAAUGGCUGUCCGUGCACUGAGAUCUUGGUGCUUUCUUCAUUGAAUCGGGUAGUUGACAUAUUGGGCUAUCAGGACAGAGGUGCAUUGUUCAUGAUGUGGAGUCCAGAUGGAAGAAGCCUCGCUGCGGCUGGCCACGACGAGUCCUUUUCGGUUUGGGACUUUUACCCCGCGGAUAAGACAAAUGCUGAAAUUAUUAAGGACUUUCUCGAUAAAGCGGAUCGCAGUGUUCUAGAACUUUACGGUCCUUUUAAGUAAAUUUCAAAUUGUUCACAUUUGU
Molecule: messenger RNA, 1397 nt
Organism: Drosophila grimshawi
Lineage: Eukaryota; Metazoa; Arthropoda; Insecta; Diptera; Drosophilidae
Gene: cort
Product: protein cortex
Exons: 7
Coding region: 143-1375 (410 amino acids)
Biological process (GO): positive regulation of ubiquitin protein ligase activity; anaphase-promoting complex-dependent catabolic process; positive regulation of anaphase-promoting complex-dependent catabolic process
Cellular component (GO): anaphase-promoting complex
Molecular function (GO): protein binding; ubiquitin ligase activator activity; anaphase-promoting complex binding
Source: RefSeq, a predicted model, not a curated record